Molecule: messenger RNA, 507 nt
Organism: Microthlaspi erraticum
Lineage: Eukaryota; Viridiplantae; Streptophyta; Magnoliopsida; Brassicales; Brassicaceae
Source: the annotation of a GenBank genome assembly
AUGGCGGGCCGCGACACUUUCCAGCUGCGUUUCGCGGCUGUCGCGGCAUCCGCCGCCGUAUUGGUCUUCCUCAUCUCCGGAGAAGUCGCGGAGGCGUCGCGUAUGAUGAACAUCUGCUCUCACACCGCGUAUCCGUCCCUGUGCCGGCCUUUGGUGAAGCGUAUCUCGAACCCGAGAAAAGCCACGCACCGAACCAUCCAGGCUUUGGAGGUACAGACGAGACUGGCUCUGACCGAGGCGGCUUUGUUCAAGGACGGCAACAACGCGAUCGCCACGUGUUACUCGACGCUGAGCGACGCCGUUUUCAACUUGGCGAGCGCGAGGAAGAGCAUAAGGAAACGCGAUGUGAUGGGGAUGAACACGUUUCUGACCGCGGCUGUGUCUGACUACGGCACGUGCGUCGACGCGUUUAUUGAGACGAAGCAGGUUAAUACGGUUCAGAAUAAAGCGGUUGACCUGAGAAAAAUUGGCAGCAAUUGCUUGACGUUGUCUACAUUGAUUAGUUGA